This is a messenger RNA of Cucumis sativus (cucumber), 1596 nucleotides long. RefSeq names its product NADPH-dependent pterin aldehyde reductase. The transcript has 5 exons. NCBI's taxonomy places the organism in Eukaryota, Viridiplantae, Streptophyta, Magnoliopsida, Cucurbitales, Cucurbitaceae. Gene Ontology annotation, molecular function: oxidoreductase activity, acting on the CH-OH group of donors, NAD or NADP as acceptor. The record is from RefSeq and is a predicted model, not a curated record. Bases 653 to 1477 code for a protein of 274 amino acids. Gene Ontology annotation, biological process: folic acid-containing compound metabolic process. Gene Ontology annotation, cellular component: cytosol.
UUUUUUUUUUUUUUGUUGGGUUGUUAAUUAGUGUGAUAAAUGUUAUUUCCAUUUGGUUUUUUAUUGAGAUUUAUUGUCAUUCUCACAUAUUUUCUUCCAUUCAUUUGAAACUUUUUUUUGUUCAAACUUGGGCAUACUUCAAACUUGGUUGUGUGGAAAUAGAACUUGGGCAUACUUCAAACUUUUUAUUGAAGUAUGCCCAAGUUUUGGCAUUGGAAUUGGCAAAACUUGGGCAUACAAUCAUUCUCAAAACUUGGGCAUACUUCAAACUUGGUUGUGUGGAAAUAGAAGCUUAUUGAGUUUUGAAAUUGACGCAAAAUUUUGUUUCUGUUGAAGAUUUUUUUUGUCUAUUGAGUACAAAUGAAAAUAUCUCAGUUUUUGAUAGCGUUGGAAAUCUGUGACUUGUGUUUGAAAAUAGUUUGAUAUUUACCUAUUUACAAAUGAAAAUAUUUCCUUUUUUCUUUUUUGUUCUUGUUCGAGAUCUUUGUUCUCUAAUGGGGUCUCUCUUUUGGGGGUGUAUAUUUUAAGAUGUUUAAUAUAUUGGAGCUUGGAGCUUGGAGUUCCAACUCUUCUACACAUUAUAUAUAAAAGUGGUGUGAGCUAUUAACACAAUUUUCAUUUAUAUACAAAAUCAUAUAGGAACAAUUGUUUAAUGUGUUGUGAUAGUUUGAUGGGUACAACCAAUUCAUCAAAUGGUCAUCAAGAGUUGCUAGAAGAAAGGAAUGAAGAAGUUGGAGAGAUGAUAAUGGAAGCAGAAACCACAAAAGUAAUUGUAAUAAGUGGAGUGAGCAGAGGGUUAGGACGAGCUUUGGCAUUGGAAUUGGCAAAACUUGGGCAUACAAUCAUUGGUUGUAGUCGUGACAAAAUCAAAUUGGAUUCACUUCAACUUCAACUCUCCAAUGCUUCCCCACGAAACCACUUGCUCUUCAACUUUGAUGUGAAAUCAAAUGAGAGCAUUCGAGAAAUGGCACAGACAGUUAAGGAGAAAUUCGGUUCUGUUGACAUCAUUGUAAAUAAUGCUGCUGUUGUUGCUGAAAAUUUGAAGCUGUGGGAGAUUCCUAAUGAAAUAUUCGAUGAUGUGAUAGACACAAAUAUGAAAGGGGUAGCAAAUAUGUUGCGCCAUUUCAUUCCUCUUAUGCUUCCAAAGAAUAAAGGAAUUAUUGUUAAUGUAUCUUCUCUCUAUGGAAGAAUUGCUGCUGCCCGAGCAUCAGCUUAUUGCAGUUCCAAAUGGGGGAUUGAAGGCUUAAGCAAAUCGGUUGCAAAGGAGCUACCAAAUGGUCUGACGAUUGUUACAUUAGAUCCUGGCAUUAUUAAUACUGAUGCGAGUGUUACAAUUCUUGGCCAUUUCGCAUCUCAAUACCAAUCUCCUCAACUCUGGGCUCUCAAAGCAGCUCCCAUGAUACUAAACAUUACAACUGCAGAUAAUGGUGAAACUCUCAUCGUUCCUGAUCCUGGUGUUUUGCCUCAUGUUUAUUAAUUUCCAUUUUGCAACCAGAAAAAAGAAAAAGAAAACUUCAGUUAAGGUUUUGAGUCUAAUAUGUAUUACUAAACUCAUUUUCUUUCUUUAGUUUUGAAUCCAAUCAUCUUUUCCUAUCA